ACAGGACAGAAGCAGAUGCAUGCUAAGUAUUAAUGUGCGCCGGCCUCUGCUGCAGUGGGCAUUUUGCCAGCGUCUCAUGCACAUUCAGAUUUUGGCCUGCUGUGCGAUGUUUGGAGCGUUCAUUCUGCCUCGCUUGUUUUCAGGCUGGUCUGGAAUGUUGACUCACUCCAUCUCCCCGGCACAUUGGGAAGCGGGCACAUGGCACGAGGAAGCUCUCAUCAUCAUUGCAUCAGGGAGACAGGUAUUGACUGAGCACUGAGCAGUCCAGAUAUUGAUUGAAAGCACAGCCUCAGCCUCUCUGGGGUGUGUGUGUCUGUGUGUGUGUGUGUUUCUCCCACCGGGGCGGCUGGUUACGUCCUUCUGGUUCAUUGCAUUUAAUCGGAUUCCCUGAACUACAGAGCAGAGGCAGAGAAUCAGCUCAAAAAUCCAUCUCCCUCCCUCGACAAUGUUCACUUCAAAAUCCAACACGGUGUCUCCUUCGCCAUCGAUGGAACCUGCCGAUUCGGAUGCCUUGGAUAUCAGCACCAAAGUGCAGCUGUAUGGAGUGCUCUGGAAGAGACCCUUUGGGAGACCCUCAGCCAAGUGGUCCAGGAGGUAAGUGUUUGGAAAGAGCUGCCGUCACAAUGAAAAGGCUCCCUGGGGAGAUGGGGGGGCAGGGGACGACAAUAGAGUUUGUGCUGGUGGGGGAGAGCCAGAAAAUCGAGGGAAGCCUCCGAGGGACACUCAAGCCAGGCAUGAAAAACGGUCCCAUGACCAAGCAGAUGGGUUCAAGAGUUGAGGGGAGAGCUCAGCAAGUAUGCUAAGGUUGUGUUUGACACAGUGUUGUAAGAGAUCAGCUGCAGCUUCAUAGCAUCUGUAGGCUAGCAGGUAUGUGUAGUGGCAUUUGCUCUCCUUGGAGACUGGCAUGGGGUCUCUCUCUGCUGCCCUCUGUGCCCCAGGGAAAGAAAACUGGAGCUAGCAUUGGGCUAGCUUUAAGACAGAAUAUGUGUGGCAUUUUGAAGUUCACAGAAUACUUGGGUUUGGGGGACCAGGUGCUUUUUAGUAGAUUGUGGUGCUGCCCUCAGUGGGGAUUUUGGGGGAACAAACACAGUUGAUCAGAAGUUGUGCCAGGAACUGAAGUAGCGGCUUUCCUCCCUUUUGGCUGAAUGAUGUGUGAACUGAAUCCCAGAAUUCUUUUCUGGGUAACUAGUUGCAUGACCUGAAGGCAGGACAUGGGGCAAGUAUGGCAGGGAGGAGUUGUGUUGUGAGUGAUGUCGCAGGUACUAUCCAAUAGGGGUCUGUGACUUUCAGCCAUGUUGCGUUUGCUCUCACAAUUGCCACGCUAGCUGGGGAAGGUUGUGGUUUGAGCCGAGAAUGUGUAACGUCCCCAUAAUGCAGACACAUUUCCUUUACAAAAAAAGACAUCUGAAUGUCUACAAAAAGUGGAGGGGGUUGUGUAGGCGUUUUGCCCAUUUUGGAUGGGAUCUGAGCAUCAGUGGUUCUGUGAAAUGAGUAUUUUGAGACGCCCAUGACAAUUUCUUAGGAUACCAAAUGUGCCCCUGGACCUAGUAAUAUUGUGGACCCGCAUCUCAGGCCCAGAUGGAACUUGCUCCUGAGUAAAUGGGGAGUAGGAGUGCUGUGGGGACCAAGUGAUGUAUUAUGAGUCAUGUGGAACUGGUCCUGCUUCUACCUGAUGGAUAAAUCUGGAUAAGAGAUUUGACUACAAAUACUCAUACAUAAUUUAAGACAUUGUGUCACCAUCAACAGUAAAGUACCUUCAUGAAGAAAAGACUACUCUCAGCGACGUUUUUCCCCUUCCUGUCGUCUUUCCUUUUGUUUCAUAAGUUCAGCAUGACACAAGUUUUGUUAAUCUGUUACGAGAAGAAAAUGACAGCCAAGGUGCUUUGUGUUUACAAGAAAGUCCUAUUUAAAAUUCCAGAGUCAUGGUGUUUCUGAAAGGAGCCAAGGACUGGUGGUUUAUCCCCUGUGAGAGAGAACGCUGAAGGGCAAAAGAUUCCUUCACAGUUGGCAGAAAGUUGUCUCCGAUGCUCAUUUCCUCCAAACUAAAUUGCUUACAUGCAACUCCGGCCUCAGAGCGUAAUUAUUAAUGCAGCAGUUUUAUUGCUGGAAGUGGUCACUUUUAGCAGGCAGCAUUACUCAAAUGCGUAUAUGCAUCUAAGCUGCAAGAAUCGGGGGGGUGCUAGUUGCAGGACAGGCAUGGGGAACUUAUAGGUCUUUCCCAGAAAUACAAGGGUCUUUCCGAGAUCUUUCUUAAGAUGUCAGGAAUGAAACAAGAGAUUUUUUGCUUGCCAAGCAUGUGCACCAAAUUUGGGAUCUUUUUUGGGGGGGGGAGGGAGUAACUUCCUCCUGUAAUGAAGGAACAACUGCAAGAACCUGUCUUGUUCAUCUAACCUAGCAUUGCCUACUCUGAUUGGCAGUAGCUCUCCAGACUUUCAGGCAGGGGUUUCCCCGAGUCCUACCUGAAGAUGCUGAGUAAUAGAUUUCUCCCAUUCUAAAUCCUUUCCCAAAGUUCCUUUCUGACAUACAGCAUCCCACCCCACCCCUAGUUUGGUCAACAGACCUUUUCACUGUUUUGAUCUAACCCCAUGGCUGCUUUUGGACGUAUCUCCAGCAUCACCUGACUGCUCCAGCCCUGAGUCAUCAUCAUUUGUCACAGACUCAUAGACUUUUAGAGUUGGAAGGGACCCCGGGGGCUAUCUACACUCCAACCCAACCCUCUGCAAUGCAGGAAUUACAACAAAAGCAUCCAUGACAGAUGGCCAUCCAACCUCUGCUUAAAAACCUCCAGUGAAAGAGAGCUCACCACCUCUCAGGGGAGUCCAUUCCACUGCCCAACAGUGUCCAGGGCCACUAAGAUGAGCUUCAGACCUAAUCAGAGAAAUUAAGCUGAGUGUUUCGUAUCCCAACCCAAUACUCAGCAGCCACAAUACUGGACCACCUCCUGGCAAGGAAGGGAAGCCGUCUUCUGCCCAUAGUGCAGCUGGUGCAAAGGGAAGGACAGGUUAGGUUAAUCCAAGGGAACGCAAGGGACUCUUUCUGCUAACAUAGCUGGUCUCUCUGGUGCAUGUGUGACCCCACCCUCCUCUGUUGUACUUUCCUUAUAAGUCCCUACCACCACCCUGAAUUAAGGCUUUAUUGGCAAGAGAAGUUGGCACUGAAGAAGAAUCUACCCAGGAUCAUCUACAUGCCUCCUCUGUUUGAACAGGACCACCAGAGAAGUGUCCUUCUCCUUUGAAGGCAUCCUUUGCUUGCAAUGCUGUGUGUUCCAAGCCCGGUUUAGAGAUAAAGACCAGAACAGAAUGCCCACCUAGAUAGGCUUUCAGCCUGAUCCAGUGGGUGGUAUUUGCCGUCCCAUUUAUUGAUGAAGAGUGGUCACAAGAAAUGCUGGUGAAAUUUUUGGUACAACUGUACUGCCCAUUCCUAAUAGCAUUAUGUAUUUGAAUAGAACUUAACCACGAUACAUAAAUAUAGGGAAUAACUGUCAUUUAGAAGCUUCAUGACAAUAAUGGUAUGUUGUUUGUUAACUUUGCUGCCUUAACUGUGCAUUCUGUAGUUGACCUCCUUUGUAAAGUUUUAUUUUGAAAUCUUUAAGAUAACCUUUUAGUUUCCUGUUUCCUGUUGCUUUGAACGUAUACUGUACUUUAUAUUUGACUUUCUUCAGUAAUGUUUUAUUUGGGAUUGCUUUAUUUGAUGUAGGUUUAUAUUUCUUAAAAAUAUAAAGCAGUAUAGAAAUGAUAAUGAUAAUAAUAAUAAUAAUAAUAAUAAUAAUAAUAAUAAUGUAGAGGAAGCAAGUUUUUAAAAAGCUCCUCAUUGUUUCACCGUCACCUGCCCAGGAACAUUUUUGGACCCAUCUGUGACCUGCACUUUGAGAAGCACUGCACUAUACUAAGGUUCCAAAGCCAUAUAAGAGUCAUGAUUAAUUAGAGGAAAUAUCUGGACAAACUUUAGUUAACAAUUCAGGAUGGUCAGACAGAAAACUGCAGUUAACAAACAGGGACACAGCACAAAUCUUAUGCUCUCAUCCACACCAAAUGUCUGUUGCCUGACCUAUUUAAAUAGCUUUGGAAAUCCUCCUGGCUUCGGUUGAUGGGAGUUGUAGUCCAGCACAUCUGGAGAGUAGCUGGUUGGGGAAGCCUGUCUUAGCCUUCCAGGCGGCACAUGCAUCCGACUGAGCAGUUUCAAAACUGAACCGCCCUGGAGGCUGCCUUGUUCCACUUUUACUGGAAUAUCCCCAGAGGAGGAAAAAUCACCCCAACAUCAAUUAGUUGCUAUACUUAGUUCCUGGAGCUAUUCCAAAAAAGCAUAGUGGGCUCCAAGACCCAACAACGAUGUUAUAAUCUGCGGGGAAUACUUAACACAGCCCUUUUAUGUUUUCAAAAAGCACUUAUGAAUAUUACCUAACUAAUCUCAUUGACUGUGUGUAUUAGGAACAAAACAUUUAUGGGUGGAAAACAGGCUUUUGUGGAGUUGAUCCCACAAUCUGGCUCUUUUUCUUUUUUUCAUAUAAGCAGUCUCAGUCAUGCCAGGUAUGUGUACAGAAAAAACAUACUGUGUGAGUCAGCAGUUUGUGAAGGUAGUUCUCUGGAAAGAACACAUGAGGCAGAAUCAGUGCCUGGAUAUGAUAAUGUACUGGAUGUCAGUAAAAAAACAACACACCUGAGAAUCCAGAAAAGCUGGACAUAGCAUUAGUAACUAGCUCACCUGUCCAGGUGUGUGGAGUUCAACCUGUUCUGAAGGGGGUUACGCGCUCCCUAAAGCAGGAGUGUGGAGCCUUCCACCUGUGGGCAAUCAACAUAAUAAACAUUCCUGAACAUUAUGUCCUCCGGCUAGAAUUAGCAACACUGUGACAGUGGGAGCUUAUACAAUUGUCACUUGAACCCUCAGAUUUCUUCUGGCAUCAUUAAUGUGAGUACUAUACUCCCCUACCAUGAACAGUUUUUGUCUAUUUUUGUUGUUGUUGUCUUUUUUUAAAAAGGCAAAAGGUAAAGGUACCCCUGCCCCUACGGGCCAGUCAUGUCCGACUCUAGGGUUGUGCGCCCAUCUCACUUAAGAGGCCGGGGGCCAGCGCUGUCCGGAGACACUUCCGGGUCACGUGGCCAGCGUGACUAAGCUGCUCUGGCGAGCCAGACCAGCGCAGCACACGGAAACGCCGUUUACCUUCCCGCUAUAAAGCGGUACCUAUUUAUCUACUUGCACUUAGGGGUGCUUUCGAACUGCUAGGUGGGCAGGAGCUGGGACCGAAAGACGGGAGCUCGCCCCACCGCGGGGAUUCGAACCGCCGACCAUGCGAUCGGCAAGUCCUAGGCACUGAGGUUUUACCCACAGCGCCACCCGCGUCCCUUUUAAAAAAAGGACGCUUCAUCAAUUUCUGGAUAUCUUCUGUACUGAAUCCUCUAAAAGGCAGCAGAGACAACACUUAUCUCCAGCUGUAGGGCUAACCUCCACAACACUUAAGUUCAGAGAACAGAGAUUCCCUCAGCUGAUUUUUCCUCUCAAAGAGGGUUAAGUUCCAGUCUUGGUGCUGUGAGGUGCUUUUUGCUGUCCUGCACCUGACGUCAGGCAACCGGCAUUGGGAUAAGGAUAAGUAUUGGCAUAAAGCGUAAGGAUAAAUGUGGCUGUAUUUUUAUGGAUACCUCCCAUGUCUAAUUUAGGAAGUUGGGCUCAAGCAGGAUGGAGGACUAGAAUGGGAAAGCAAUUCCACACAAAUGCCUUUUGAAGGACCACACCUGUCAGGGGUUCAGGGAGAGAGGCACAGGGUAGGCAGGAGAUGGAGAGCGAGGGGGAGGAAUUCCAAGCCAGCGAGGAAGAGGAUGACAAUGACUCAAGAGAUUCCAUGAGUCUUUCCAGCGAAUCAGAGGAUUCCCAGAAGGGGGCGCUGGUGGUCAAGGCCAGGGGAGCCCCAGGGGGGAAGUGUCAGGAGCAGGGUGCUAGCGGAAGAUCCCAAAGUGGCAGCUGGGCGUCAGGACCAGCCUCCCCACCAGAGUGCAGCGAAGGGGGUGGAGUUUCCAGUGUGUCAGAGGAAGCAGCUCCAGCAGCAGAGAAAGGAGGGGGGGUCAGAGCAAGCCGCCCUCCCGGAAGGGGAGGGGAGCAGUGAAGGGAGUAGUGUAACUGUCAAAAGGAAAGUUAGAGGUUUGGCGCGCGCCUAGUUCAAAUGUAGAGGCGCGCGGAAGUGCAGGGAGCCCGGAGGAGGGGCCAGGUCCCAAAGCCCGCAGGAGGGGGGAAGAGCAGUCUGGGGAUUCCGCAUCAGAGGAAUCCAGGAGGGGCGAAACCCCAGUGGGCAGAAGGACCCUGCGGAAAAGGAAGGAGAGAAAGAGGUGGAGCAGCGCAAGUCUCUUAAAUUGGUGCAGGGGAGGAACUGACUCAGAGGGGACUUCGGCGGUCUAGCGUAAAAGACGUAAGGCUGCGCGCCUAGGAUGUCAAGCAAACCAUGAACUACAAUAAACACUUUUGUAUAUAAGAAGACAGAGGCGUUGGUCUUUUGUGAGCUAAGACUUGAGGCAGCCUUGACAACACCUGAUUUCUGCACUUAAGUCUUCUCUAGUAUUGUCUUUAAAAUUCCUGGAAUCCAUAUUAUUAUACCUUUUAAAAAUGAAGAGUUUAUAUUUUUCGGGGGCUAUAAGUGAAAUGCUGAAGACCAUAAUUUCUUGUGAUGUGAGUUCUAGUGGCGGCGGCGGCGGGGAGGGGGAGGUAUCCCACCACGGUCACAGUCAAACAGACUUGUCAGGUUCUUCUAGUGCAGCAAAAUAAUCAAGUCUGCACAGCGUGGGCAGCGAUCUUUCACCAUGCCAUCUUUCACUCAUGGAAAAGUCACCAUCCACCUCCAGCCUUCAGUUCUUUGCUAAGAAAACAAGGUAUUCUGGAAGACCAAAUGCAAAGAAAUCUUUAACACUAGAAAGCCCAGAGUGUGGCCACAAAUGAAGCAACUUUGCUCACUUGACGGAAUGGAAGUAAAAAAUGAUUCUCCCUCCUCCUCCACCAUCACCACAUGCCCUGCUAAGUGGGUUCAAAUAUUGACAAUAACAAGAAAAAGGCAACUGGCUCCUAAUGAAGUUGGCGAUAACAGAUGUUGGUGCAGUGGCCAUGGUGUCAGACUAGGACCUGGGAGACCAGGGUUCGAAUCCCUGCUUGGCCCUUGGCGCUGUGAUCUGAGCCUCUUGGGCUUGCCAAUCAGAAGGUUGCUGUGCCCCACCUCCUGCCAACCCAGCAGUUCGGAAGCACACCAGUGCAAGUAGAUAAAUAGGUACUGCUGCGGCAGGAAGGUAAAUCGUGUUUCCAUGCACUCUGGUUUCCAUCACAGUGUUCUGUUGCACCAGAAGUGGUUUAGUCCUGCUGGCCACAUGACCUGGAAAGCUGUCUGUGGACAAACACUGGCUCCCUCGGCCUGAAAGCAAGUUGAGCACCGCACCCCAUAGUCACUUUUGACUGGACUUGACCGUCCAGGAGUCCUUUAUCUUUUUACCUUUUUUACCUCACCAAUUUUUUAUGAGGGUAAUAUGGAGAGGGUGACCUUGAGUUUCCUGGAUGAAAGGUGAGAGUCAUUACAUAUCUCUAGGCAUGAGGCAAAAAACAUUUUUCUUCUCCCAGGCCUUCCGUUUAUUAAACAAUCUAUGGCCUUUUAAACUGUGUGUGUGGUUAUUAUUAUUGUUUGAUAUCAUGUUAUGUAUUUUUGUGUUUUUAUAUUGUAAAUUGCCCUGUGAUCUUUGGCUGAAGAGUGGCAUAGAAAUGAAUGAAUGAAUAUAACUAAACUAAAUAUUAGAGAGUCCCUAGACUAACAAUUUGCAUUUGAGAUGGGGAUGCAGAGAUUUGCAUUUAGCCAUGCUAUUAUUGACGAAAUUGCUUCUGGAGUGAUUUACUGAGGAACUGGAGAAAACACCUAUCCAAGCAGGAGCUUCUGGGGAUGAUGAAUCAAGAGGCCCUUAUUCUGCUCAGACAGAAAGUGCCUUUCCUUUGCCAAGGCUGAGAAUUGGAAUUGCUCUGAAAUAUAUUAGCAAUUAAGGGCAAACCUAUCAUCUAAAGAAGUAUUGGGAGCUGCAAACCUCUCAAGCUCCUUUUGUCACUUUGAGAACAUUCAAAACAAAUCUCCAGCCUGGAUAAUUACAUUUCACUUUAGGCUUCAAAUCCCUAGACAAUGUCAGUGGGUUCUAUAUUCAGUUUUUUCAUACUCUGCUAGUGUUGCUUUGCCCCUUUCACACAUAAGAGCAAACAUGGGGGAACAGUGUAUCAUUCCAGUAUUUGGCCUCCUGAGAUUCUUAAGCCCUCCAGACUGCAGAGCUAAAACUUAAAUGCACAGAUAAUAUUCAUAGAACACUCUCACUGCUGGGAUGGAUUACAGUAGCAAGGGAACAUCCUUCAUCCCAUUAGAGGGUGAAUUCGUAGUCACCUCUUUCGAUCUAACUCCUUCUCUGGGUUUGCUGGUGAAAACCCCUCCACAAAGAUAGCCACCACCCACUGGCAUGCAGUCAGUGGACCCUUAAGGGGACUGGACUAGUCCCCUACAUGUUACCCUGGUACCUAUUUCCCAAAGCCCAGGAAGCUUCUGCCCGGCUUGGAGAGGGAGGCUGGAUGCUCAUGCAUAUGUGAUGACCCCUCCCCAAAAUAGCCCACGCACACCACUGCCUCAUCCAAGGGUGAAAAAUAACCACAUUCAGUGAUUCAGCCAAAUCCAUCCCCACUUUAUAACCCAAUGUGUAACUGUUUUCAGGUAGUAUCUCUUGUUUUUCAUGAAGUUACGUGUCUGUGUGUGUGUGUGUGUGUGUGUGUGUGUAAAACAAUACAAAUGAACUACUAGCAAUAAAAGGCCUUCUCAAAUUAUCUUCUAACUUGCUGACUCACAAUGUAGCAAUUUCUAACGAUGGAUAAAAUUAUUUUGAAUUAUUGUUUUGGCUGAUUAUGCCAAAAUCUGCUUCUGUCUGCCACCGUUUUAUGCCUGGCUCUGCCCCUGUGCCACCAUUUUGUGACUAGUGGGCCUCAGUAAUUUUCAGCCAUCUCAGGUGAGUCCUGAGGGUAGAAAAUUUGAAAGCCUCUAUUCUAAACCUUUCAGGUCUGAUAGUGUCAGGUCAGCCUAUUGGUUGGAAGCACAGAGCUGUAAGGGCAGCUACAAUACUAGCCGAUCAGCACAUGUCAUUGGAAGGAGAGAGUGUGGUGCCCAUUGCUAGAGAGAUCUGCAGGUCAAACACAAGGUUUGGUAAUGUUAGUACUUUCUACAGAAUCACGAUACAGUCCACCUGCAGUAUUGUCAUCCAUAUGAAAUUAUUGGGGAGUUAAGUGUUUUUAUAAAAUGUAAUAUUUCUGUCUUCCUUUCUUUUCAGGUUCUUUAUCAUCAAGGAGAGUUUUCUGCUUUACUAUGCUGAGAAUGAAAAGAAGAACUUUGAAAACAAUCGCUACUUUAAUAUCCACCCUAAAGUAAGCAGCAUCUGCAAAUGUGCUCCUCAUAGACACCUGGAGCUAGACUCUUGUGUAUCUUCUUCAUAGAAGAUAUCCCUGGAAGAACCUAGGUGUGCUAACUGGGCAUUAAAAACACGAAUGUGUAUAUUUAAAUAUACACUUUUAAAUAUGAAUGAAUGGGUAUCCAAUCAUUUCCACUGUGGGCACUUGAGUGUUGCCUAACUCAGGGGUCAACUGGUGGCACUAUGGGAGAUCUCAAUGAUUAAGCUGGGAUAUGAGGAUUCAAGUGGACCCACAGGUACUCUGGACCUUAGUUGUUCAGGGCUUUGUAAAUUAAUACAUGUACAUUCUAUAGUUCAUGUACAGUUUCUCAUAAGGCACCUUUAAAGAAAAGUCAAUGCACAUUUUCUCUCAAAGAAUUCUGGGCACUGUAGUUUUUUAAGGGUUGCUAGGAAUUCUAAUCCUCUGUGUGGUAAACUACAUUGCCCAAAAGUCUUUGAGGGAAAGAAUGUGCUUUAAAGAUAUAACAGUCUAAGAUAGAUCCAUAUUAUUAUGGCUGCUACUGCAGGGGGGCUGCAGCUGAAAAAGAGUGAUGUCGUCCGUGGCUGAGGGGAGAUCUAAAUGGGGGACUUUCUGGUUUUUCUCUAAUCUCCCCAAAGGAUGAGCUAGAAACCACCAUUGACCCUAACUCAUUUUAAGCUGUAAAGGUAAAGGGACCCCUGACCAUUAGGUCCAGUCGUGGCCGACUCUGGGGUUGCGGCGCUCAUCUCGCUUUAUUGGCCAAGGGAGCCAGCGUACAGCUUCCGGGUCAUGUGGCCAGCAUGACUAAGCUGCUUCUGGCGAACCAGAGCAGCACACGGAAAUGCCGUUUACCUUCCCGCCGAGCGGUACCUAUUUAUCUACUUGCACUUUGAUGUGCUUUCGAACUGCUAGGUUGGCAGGAGCAGGGACCGAGCAAUGGGAGCUCACCCCGUCAUGGGGAUUUGCACCGCCAACCUUCUGAAUGGCAAGUCCUAGGCUCUGUGGUUUAACCCACAACGCCACCCGCGUCCCAUUUUAAGCUGUAUCAUGCUGCAAUUCAGUAGGGAGUCACACGAACUAGUCUAAAUUUUUGGUGUGUCUCCACAGGGUGUCAUACCUCUGGGCGGCUGCAUCGUUGAAGCCAAAGAAGAGCCAAACAUGCCCUAUGCAAUGAAAAUCUCCCAUGAGGACUUCCACGUAAAGACAAUUUCUUUUGCAAGCCGCCAAUUAAGGAAUAAGCUGAGUGUGCUGACAGAUGAGAAAUGAAUGUGAUUGAAACUGCCGCAUGCAGGAAGCUGCCUUCUCCCGAGUCAGAUCGUUAGUCUAUCUAGCUCUAGGGACAUUCUAAAGAAAAGUGGGACAUUCCGGGAUUAAAUCAGAAACUGGGGCGGCUUCUGUAAAUCAGGGACAUCCCUGGAAAAUAGGGACAUUUGGAGGGUCUGUACCUGGAGAUGCUGAUGUCUGAACUUGGGAUUUUCUGCAUGCAAAUCUAAUGCUCUACAACUGAGCGACAGCCCUUCUUCCCCUGUUCAAUUAGCAUAAAACUGAUGUGUCUAGUACAGAUAUACUCCCUGGACACUCGUCAUACACAAGCAAAGAGGUUCAGGUGGACCUGGGAUUUGGGCCAGAUCAGACUGAGGCAGCUCCAAAUCACCCUAAGACAGAUUAGGUCCAUUCCACCCACUUUUCAUCCAGUCAAAAGUGGGUGCAGCCGGGUGUGUGUGUGUGUGUGUGAGAGAGAGAGAGAACUUCCUUUCUUCCCUUACUGACCGCAUGCUUAAUUGCAUGACUGGGCAAGGUCUACAAUCAGGAUUCGGGUGGCCCCAGAUCAUCCACGGUUGGAUCAGGACCGCUCAGAAACACUGGGUUAGGACCCAAAUCAGAUCAAUGGGCCCAUGCAACAGCCCUAAUAUUUUCAUACCGCUUCUCUCUUCAUAGCCGCUGUGUUUCUCUUUUAAGGGUACCAUUGUCCUGGCAGCAGAAUCAGAAUAUGAACAAGCCCAGUGGCUGGAAAUGCUACAGGAGUCCGGGAAAGUGUAAGUAUCUGAGGAGCUGCUCUGUUAGGCUUGCGCUUACUUUAAAGCUACUAUUUACCUAAGCUCUGGUUUCAUUAAUACUUUAAUUGUUAGUAUUAAUACUAUCUGCUGCUCUUUGGGGGCUGUGUCCCAAAAUAUAUAAUUUGUAGUAAUGGAGGGUAACAGAGAUAAUGGCAAGAAUAUGGCCACGGUCAGAAAUCUGUGAUGAGAAUGAAGAGCUUGCCUGCCCCUCUCCUCAACCCAGCCACAAGCAGAAAUUUUGAUGCCUUUGCUUCAGUUUUACUUUAACCAGAAUUCAGCAUUUUGUUCAGCCUCUCAACUGUGGUUAACGUUAACUGGAGUUCAUUUAAACAAGCCAUCUCCUGAAAUCUCCUGAAACUAUAGGUUGAAGUUGUUUUGUUUCAAACAAACCAUACUCAGUGUUAACCAGUGUGGUUAAGAAAAAAAGAGAACCAAAAGCUCCCAAACGCCUUGCAACUCCACCAGAGGAGGGGAGGGAAGAACAUGCAAGCCUGAUGGAGCUUGCAGCAGUUUGUUCUCAUCACACUAAACUACAAUUUAGUGGGGAGAUUUGGGGCUGGGAUCAAGUGGAAGUUGGGCAUGGCAACUGAAGUGGAGGGAUUUUCUGAGGGUAGGCAGGGAAUAACAGCCCUGGAAAGGGGAAUGGAAAUUGUGGGUUCAGUGGUACCUUGGGUUACAUACGCUUCAGGUUACAGACUCCUCUAACCCAGAAAUAGUGCUUCAGGUUAAGAACUUUGCUUCAGGAUAAGAACAGAAAUUGUGCUCUAGCAGCGCGGCGGCAGCAGGAGGCCCCAUUAGCUAAAGUGGUGCUUCAGGUUAAGAACAGUUUCAGGUUAAGAACGGACCUCCAGAACGAAUUAAGUACUUAACCCGAGGUACCACUGUAUAUCCGGCCAGAGUUAAGAACUUAGACACACAUUCCUAAUUCUCCCAGUGAAAUCAAUGGCAUUUAAAGGUACUUAACUCUGUCUGGAUUGUGGCUUUGACUCUGAGAAUGAAAGCUGCUUUCUCCAGGUACCACUGCAUCAUCAAGUCCCAGAUUUCAUAACUUCCUAGUAGGCACAUUGUUCUGACUAGCAGAACCACAAUACAUUUAAGACUAGGGAACUUUACAAAGUGGCCUCUGUACUUAGGUUACCGUGUCCAGGAGGGUUUAUUAGGCCACUUACUACUGUGGUUCUGUGGCCAGGAGAUGAGGUUCCUUCCCUCCUAGUCUAGAUGCAGGCAACUAGGACCAUAGAAGCAUUUCAAGAAGAUGAAUCUCAUUAUGUUCUUCUCAUCAGCAAUCACACAGCUCCCCAAAGUUCUACAAAGAAGUCUGUUACCCCAAGAUUCUUACCCUGCUUUUGCACACCUGUAAUAUUCAGCAAGCAUGUGGUUUUUUUACUAAGGCUGCAAACCUUUGCACACUCAGAUGUACUUCCAGUGAGUCCAGUGCAUAAACAUAAGAAGGACUGAGCGCUUGCAAUCCUAUGUUGAUUUAGGUGUGUUUUAUAUUGUUUCAGUGGGCUUAGGGACCCCACACUGAGCAUGGAACUGGACUGCAAGUGCUUGUCCUCCUGACCUUCAUGCUGUGUUUCACAUAAUGAAAGGGGAAGCUCUUUCCAUCUCCGAGAAGUAAGCAAGGCAAGGGCUACAGUGGGAGGCACUCCCAAAACAGAUGGGGAACUUUUAGAGCCCUAUAAUCAUCAGCUAAGCUGCUUAAGUUUUGCUGUUUGCUCCAUACCAGCAGUUUAUAUCCAGCUAGAAAGAUUUUAUUUCAUUGAAGCUUACAGGGAACAAUUAAAAAAAAACAAAAAAAACCCUUUUCACCCACCAGGGUUUAUUCUAGGUUGUGUGUGUGUGUACUCAUACUGGGGAAGCAAGGUCACACACAAGUGCAAUAGCAGGACGAAGCACACAUUAACUUUUCAUAAAAGGCGCUUAUGCAUCAGAUAUAGCAUUGGCCAUCUAUGCAGCAGUCCUAAGCAACCUUCUUGGCAGGUGUGACUGAAACAGAAAACUGGCUUGUGAGUGAACAUGCACUGGGUUGUUCUGCCAAUAGCUGCAAGCGUGAUUUCCAGCUGCUCCAUAUUGACCUGGGACCCAUUAUCCCAGAGAUAAUAAACAAUGGGCGGCUGGCAAAAUCUCAUGAGUGGACUUGCACGACAUCCCAUUCCUCUCGUUUGCCCUGCAGACACACAGCUUUGCAGGAUCCCCCAGCCCCCCACAGCCGAUUUUUGGGGUGCACAUGGGACAGCAGUUCACUGUUGUAUGAAUGAAUGUCUGCCCCACUCACCCCUGGACAUUAUUGGAUUUCCUCUGAUGCACUUUUAAACGGCUGACUCACCCCUUGCAUGUGCAAAUGAACGAGGGAAGAGAGUCAGCAGCACCUAAUUAGGCUGUGGAAGCUUCCAGCCUCUUAUUGGUUCACAGUAUAGUUUGUUAACUGUCUGGCAGGCCUUUAAAAAAAACCCUGGAGUCAUAUCAGACUGGGUCUUGCCUAUUAUGUCAUUGUCCCCUAACCUCCCUAUGCCAGCUUACCUGAACUUUCUGCUCCAGUCCUCCCUUGUCUUGCUUCAUGAACUGCUACAGAACUUUCUCACACCCCAACCUUUGUUUCCUCUUCCCCUCUUUAUGGGACUUGCCUCACCCCUAAAUUUACGAACUAUGAAGUAUGCCAUCAAGCCAACCUGGCUUCCAGCCUUCAGCUGAUAACCAAGCAAAUGUCUGCUGUGCAAAAUACCCUCCAGAACUCUAGGCCUACAGCCCAGCUCAGUCACAAGUACAGUGGUACCUCAGGUUAAGUACUUAAUUCGUUCCGGAGGUCCGUUCUUAACCUGAAACUGUUCUUAACCUGAAGCACCACUUUAGCUAAUGGGGCCUCCCGCUGCACCGCCAGAGCACAAUUUCUGUUCUCAUCCUGAAGCAAAGUUCUUAACCCAAGGUACUAUUUCUGGGUUAGUGGAGUCUGUAACCUGAAGCGUAUGUAACCCGAGGUACCACUGUAACAAUCUAGAUUGCUGCUUGCGUAAUCCUUGCUGCAGAAGCAAAAUCACCAAGGAGCACCUUCGCUGCCCAGAGGAGUUUAAAAUAGCUCUGAGGAAUUGCUCCACCAGUCAUGCAGUUGCUUUGUUAGGAGAGAAGCAGAGAGCCCGUGGCUGUGAAGGUCAAGGAGCAUUUUGAAAAAUGUGGGCUUCAGCGGGACAGAAGCAAGCAAACUGGCCAUCCGUAGCAGAGCAGUCACGUCCAUUUUGCUCUCUGCGUGGCAAUCUCAGUCCAGGGGCCUCAGAUAUAGGGAGGGACGUCAUUCAUCUAGUUCAGGGAAUGCUUCUAGCAUUGGGGGCUGCAUUCCCUGUUGGGCAACCUUUGGGUUGCCGGGGGGGGGGGCAGAGGAAAAAUCUGGUCAAGCAAUAGGUGUAAAUUUUGUUGUUGUUGUUGUUGUUGUUGUUGUUGUUGUUGUUUGAAUUUAUAUCCUGCCCUAUACCCAGGGGUCUCAGGGUGGUUCACAGAAUAAAAUCAAGAUAUAAAAUCAAGAUUUAAAACCACAAAUACCUAAUAAAAAUAAAAACAGCAACCCAAUACUCCACCACACAAAAAACAACAUUUUAAAAGGGCAUAGGAUGUAAAUUGGAUCAACCAAAGGCCUGGUUAAAAAGGAAUGGUUUUGCCUGGUGCCUAAAGGUGUAUAAUGAAGGCACCAGGCAACUUCCCUGGGGAGACCAUUCCACAGAAGGGGAGCCACUGCAGAGAAGGCCCUUUCUCGUGUUGCCACCCUCUAGACCUCUCAAGGAGGAGGCACACGAAGAAGGGCCUCAGAAGAUGAUCUCAGGAUCCAGGAAGGUUCAUAUGGAAAGAGGUGGUCCUUGAGGUCUUGCAGUCCUGAGCUGUUUGUAGGUCAAAACCUCUUGUAAAGUAGAUUGGAGCCACGCAAACACCACUGAUUUCUACACGCAUGUCCAUGCACACAGGUAACCCUGCACCCAUCUGGAUAAGCAAGAAGCACCAUCACAGUUCACAGACAAAUUCUGGCUGAGCAGAAGCACUCAGAAGCUGGUGCAAAGUAGGGGCAGUGAUGGCGUGGCCCAGGGAGAAAGGGUGUCGUCUGCAGAGCAUCCUGAGCACCAAACCAAGAGGCCUGGAAGGUUCAGCCAACAGCAACAGAGCACUCAGGCUUCCCCACCAGUUAAUUCAAAUUAUUCAUCGAUCCUGAGCUCUGGAUCCAUCUGUUGCUCUGAAAUCUGGGUGUGGUCCUGGCCCACAUCCUGGCUUUGGGGUUCACAUUUCCAGCCUUUCAGGAUGUAGAAUCUGCCUGUGGAGGGAAAUCGGGAGGGUUGUGAUUUGUGGGACACAAGGGGAGAGUUUUGGAGCUACAAGAGCCGCAGAAAGCCUAGGAAAUUGAAAGAGAUGGUUAAAAGGACUUGAUGAAUUACUUCGGCCCCACGCUUUUAUUGCCAUUUUGUUCUCUGGAGAGAAAUGAGUUUCCUGAUCCGUCGUCGUGUUGGCGAUUUGUUUUCAUUAUCUCCAACUGGUAGCCUAUCUGUUCAGGUUAAUGUACUUGGGGAUCAGGCUGCCCACUCUCGCCAUUUUUUCACAGGCCAUCUCUCUCCCUCCCUCUCUGUUCAGUGUUUGUGAAGAGGUUCUUCUGCUUUCACAGCCACAGGGAGAGGGGAGAGUGCAAACUUGACAGCAGGCUGUUCUUUAAAAGGAGCUAUUUCCAUCCUUCCAUUUGUUCUUUUCUUCAGGACCUGGAGAAACGCUCAGCUGGGAGAAGCCAUGAUUGAGAGCCUCGAAGCCCAGGGACUCCAGCUGGCCAAGGAGAAACAGGAGUAUUUAGGUUGGAACUAACAGCCGCUAGUCCUCAGGGAGGAAUAGCGUAUCAGCAGCACAAAUCAGUAUAUGAUUAAUGCAUUGUAUCAUUUAUAGAGCAGCAUCAGUGUACAGUGUGCUUUAUAACAUGUUGUUGGGGGUGUGUGUGUGACAGGUGUAAUGACCCGCCCCCCAUAUGCAGCAUCCCAGGUGCUUAACUUCUUUCUGUAAUGAUGGCUGAGUUAACAGUUCUGCCUGUGUACCUUCAAGACCUCAUCGCCAGUGACCUCAAUUAAGCAGCAUGUUCUACUAAGCUAUUACAGCAGACAAAAAUAAAGCAGAGUUAAUGAGUGCCUUGGGAGCGCAGACCAUUCCUAGGUUCAAAGAAAUUCGUUUGAUGUUGUGAUGGAAGCUUCCAAGUUAAUGUGACGGGGGGGGGGGCAUUUUCAGGAGAACAUUUCCCGCUCCUGUUGCAGUCUGACAUCGAGAUCAAGUAGGGAAGGCCUUUGCGGUGCCCCUCCUAUGUCGAAGCACAGGGACAGAGCAUUCCAGACUAUAGGAAGACAGCAUAAUUUAUGCAGGGUAAAUUAUGCAAAUGUAACUAAUCUCUAGCCCAAACUCUGUUCGGGAGUGGAGCUACUACUGACAGAUGUGGGGCAGUUUGACUUACACCACCUUUUUUGGCAGUGUAACUUCUGGGUUGCAAGGUCACAUAUGUCUGAGUGACUGGAGUUUGGAAUGGGGGAGGGGUAAUAAAAUAAAUAAUAAUAAUAAUAAUAACUCAUCUGCCAUCUGACUGGGUUGCCUCAGCUACCCUGGGCAGUUUCCAACAGAAUAUUAAAUACUUCCUUCCCCUCCCCCAGAAGGCCUCUUCUUUAGGAAUUCACCCUGGCUUGGGCUUAGUCGUCUUGGGCUGAAUCCUGACUGAACCCGGAUGCGGGACUUAUACUAGCGUAUCUUUGGCCAAGCAUCCCCAAACUUGGCCCUCCAGAUGUUUUUGGGACUACAACUCCCAUCAUCCCUGACCACUGGUCCUGUUAGCUGGGGAUGAUGGGAGUUGUAGUCCCAAAACAUCUGGAGGGCCGAGUUUAGGGAUGCCUGUCUUUAGCUGAUGGAGGAUGGGGGACUGGUAUAGUCCAGGCUCAGCCAGCUCAACCAUCUAUCCCAAACUGUGUUCAUCCUGGCAAAUCUUGGGUUUCGAUUGCUGAGGCCAGUUGGGGUAAGGGGCUGGGCUUUCUGAGUGGUGAAUUAAUAGAAUGGAAUCAGGAAAUGGGAAAUUUAAGCACCUCCCACCCACUUGUUCUCCUGCAAAUCCCAUCCUGAAACAUUUGCAUGGGAGCUGGGAACACUGUGCUGUUGUUUCACAGUGCCUGCUUCCUCCCCCAAGUGUAUGAACACAGUCAAAGCCCCUUAAGGACUAGGAGUGAGCCUUUUUCACUGCUUUGCUGCUGACCUUGUUCAGUGUGUACUCUUUUUAACCAUCCGUUAAAUGAAGGCAGUGAUGCCAUCCUACUUGAUGAGAGGGGUUGUAAAUCUAGAUACAUUAGUAGACAAUGACCCCCUUGAAAGGAAGGCACUAAAGGCUGAACAAGUUGUUGUUGUCAUCUAUAAUUCAUUUGGCAGGAGACUGGUGGGAGACGAGAACACAUGAAAGCAAUCUCAUCAUAGUAAAUUCAAAUAAUCACAGCACAAUUUGCAAGAAGCAAGGGUUCUCACUGUGCUGUGUUUCAAGGUCCAUGCAAUUUCUGUCCAACUGUCUUAAGCAAUUUGCUUGCAUUCACUUUUCUCUGUCUGUUUGCAGAUAAACUGAUGGAAGAGACGGAAGAGCUGUGUCUACAGAGGGAGCAGAGAGAGGUUUAUUCUCCUCCUUUUAACUUUCUGACUUUGUUUAUUGACAACAUGUGUAAGAGCAAGACUUCCAUUUAAUGCAUUAGAAACAAGUUGCAUUUUUUGCCUCCCCGCCUCCAGAGGUUUAGAGUGAAGGGCGUCUGGGGUUUUAGGAAAAUCUGUAAUAAUAAAAUUAUGGGGCAGUUUGGGGUCCAGUGAUUGUACAGUAUCAUGAUCUCUUCUUAGGGUGAAGGCAGAUGCAACACUUUUAAUGGCUUUCCUGGAAGCACACCAACGUCAUUCUAUCUAAAUAUAGAUAGAAUAUUGGGGGGGGGGGGAUAGUUCGGCAAGUUUUGAAGCACUAGCUGCUUUUCACACCAUGCCUCAUCAUUGCAUCAAUAAAUUUUCCCCAGAUCAGUUUGCACGUCACAAAUGAUUAUUUUUUAAAAAAUCAAUCAAUAAAUGAAUAGCAGAAAAAUACAAGAAUGUUGUUCAGUUUUUAAAUUUUUUUUAAAAAGUGGUCAUCCUGGACAAACCUUGAUGACAUCUCUUUAAAGCAGAAGUGGGGAGCCUGUGGUCCUUCAGCUGUUGCUGGACUACAGCUCCCAGUCAUCCCUCCCUGACCAUUGGGCAUACUGUUUGGGGCUGAAAGAGUCAGGCCGCAGCCGGAAAGCCACAGGUUUACCCUCCUUUCCUAAAAUUCUCUAUGGAGAGCACUUCUAUAUUGGAAAUUAUAAUAUGGUUGUCCCUACUGAUCACUGAACGUACGGACUUGUAUUGUGCAUUUGUUGCUGCAUAUGCACACAUUGGCUGCAUUCUCGCUUUACCCUUAGUCAUAGUUUGUUUUAACUAUAGUUUGUUAAAUAAACUGGAUUAAAUCUUGCACACAGGCAAAGGAACUGUUGCUUUAUUUCACCCUAUCCUGGUUUUGUUUUCAAAAUGCUCUGGCCUUGCACCUCUGUAGCCUAGCAGUCAUCUGGGGUGGGGAACCACAAUGUGCCAGGAUAGUGGGUUCAGACACAAAGAGAAACUAAAGUUAACUCACCCCUAAAUUUGUAAGCCAUCUUUAAAACAUGGUUUCAUGUUGUGGUUUGUUGGCUACAAACACACCAUAGUUAGCUAACCAGAGUAGGUCUAGUCAUAGUUCAGUUUCACAAACUUAGAUGGCUUAGAUUCAUUGAGAACCAGGCCACGAUGAAAGUGUGAUUUGCUACUACCUCCUUCUGUGUGUUUGCAUACAGCAAAUGCUGUGUGAUGUUACCUGUGCAAGGUUUGUGUUGUCUUCUACAUGGAAGUGUUUUCCACAUGUGAGCACCUGACACAGUACGAGAUAAGGAACUUUGCAGCCUUUUGGGCUUUCCAUGUACCUCCUCCUCUUCUCUUUUAAGGCUCUGGAGCACCUCAACCAAGUACUGGAGGCAGAGAAGCAGCAGUUUGAGGAGGUGGUGCAAGAUUUGCGAGUGGAGCAAGAGCAGAUUAAACGGUAAUAGUGCCUGAACUCUGAAGCGGCCUGGUGAAAAAGUGGGUCCUUUCAUUGGCAGCUAGGGGUGAUUAUCUUGAGGGAAUGGCCACCUUAGUAAGCCCUCACUGAAAGCCCUUAUUUCCUGGUACAUCCCAUUGCUUCUUAACUAUCCUUGUGUCCUCCAUUGGCCUAGUUCUUGUAAAUUGACCUCCAUAUAAUAUCAAUACAUGUAUGCUCCUCCUUUGGCAAUUUGGGCUCCUCUUUUGGAUAUGGCCUUCAGGUUUUUCUUGUGCUCAGAAUGACUUUCCUAAUCUGAAGUUAAUAAGCCUUAAAUUUUGCUAUUCUUCCAAGCAGCAUUUUUACCAGACGCUGUCUUUCGGCACACAGCUGCAAAAUAUUUACCCAACUCCAGUAAUAGUUACCUUAGUGCUGUCAUGGUGAACGUGCAACUUGCAAGGUUGUUUCUUGCAAAGCCAGGCCCACCUGCCCAGACUCCCCCAACCAGCUGUGCUGACCAAGGUUGAUGGGAAUUGUAGUCCCAAACAUUUGGAGGGCACUAGGUUGGCGAAGGCUGCAUGAAUCAAAAUUUCUUGCUCCAACUGGUUGUUUUCCAGGGAGCUGGAGAUGACUGCCCAGUCCCUCAAAGGAGUGGAGGAGGAAAAGAAAGGACUCCGAAACCUGACAGAGACAUUGCAGAAGACCCUGGAAGUAGGUGUCUUACUUUCCACCUCUCUCCAGAUGGCAGCCUUUAAGAUCUAGCAACUGUUUUCUAUGGAAAUCAUUUCAGAAUGAGUUUUUAAUCUAUACAGUAAGAACUAAAAUCUUAAGGCUUCAAGGAAAGAUGUUUUGCUUAUAGCACAAUUCCCUUAUUCAUGGCAGGGAUGUUGUAGGAGAUCGUACAAUGGACUCCUGGGCUUUUUGAAAUACAUUUUGUUUUCAUACCCAGUUUUCAUUUCCUGAACCAAUACAUGAACCAAAACUCUUUGAACAUUUCAUUCUUUGAAAUGUUGCACUUCUCUAAAUUUUGGAAUGCUGCUUACCAAUCACAAAAGGCAUCCCAAAGUGUGUAUACUUGGCAAAAUUGCAUUAUUUUAAGAGAAAUGUGCUUGAAAAUGUAUAUGAAUUUUGAUGCCGUUUUCAUUUUUAAAAACCGCAAAGAGAUGUGGAAAUGGGAAAAACAGAUGUCAAGACUGGAAAAAAAUAGAAAUAGACACUGAAAUCAACAAAAUCGUCUAUCAACAAAUUAAUUUACCUCCAAUAAAACCAUUUCCUCUUGGUAUAAUUGUCUUGGAAAGUCACUCUCAGAAUUAUGGGUUUUCUUUGACUUUGUUCACAUGGUACAUUUCCCAUGUAAUCUCAAGGGUUGCCUGCCUAAAUGCUGAAUGAGAGAGAAAUUAUGCUGGUCAAGUUUCUUCUGUUACUGAGAUGCAGUGAUGAGAAGGGGUCAAGCUGCAAAGUUUCUAUUUGACAAGGGUGUGUUUAAAGGCACAGGACUGCUAUCAAGGGAAAUGUAGCGACUCUACUUUUCAUACUGCAACUAAAGGCUCAUCCACACUUGGCUUGUCCCAUUCCUAGCAAGCAAUUGGUUCUCUGCUUGCCCCGUGCUUUUUAGACACAGGUUCAAGUGGUUUUCCAUAUGCCCUGCCACUUUCCCCAGGAAAACCUGCUCAUUCCUGCUGAAUCAGAGAAAACAUCCAUCCAUGGAAAACCCAAUUGAUGUUUGCCCCGAUUCAGCGGUAAAGAGCAGGUUUCCCCAGGGGAGAGUGGCAGGGAAAGAGGAAGUGUGGACGAGCCCCCUAUGUGAACAGAAAGUAAGGGGUAACCAAUCCAACCUGUUUGUGUGGCUUGAAGGCGCUCUCCCUGGAAAAGCAACGGACUCUGGAAAUGCUGGAAGAGAACCAGAGCGAGUUGCAGCCCCCGACCAGCCCGAGCUGUGAGCAACCUGAUGCUGCCGGGGGUCUGCAGAGCAGCUUGCACCAGAUCGAGGAGAAAAUGCACCAGCUGCUGGAGGAGAAACUCCUGGCUGAGAAAAGGUGAGGGAUGGGGUGGGGAGGAGAGUCUUCCAAACAGACAGGAUUCCCUGUUUGCAACCUGGUUGAUGGUUGAAAGAAGCGGGCGACUUGGCAUCUGUGGCUUUUUGUAUCCAUUCCUCUCUUGACUCUGUGGCUCCUGCGAUCUUGUGUCAUCCCACAGGCAGGAGAGGGAGUGGGAAAAUGGGGGCAGAGGAGGGAAUGGGCCAAAGAGGAGCCACUUCUGUCGUGUGGAAGGAUUUAAAGGUAUAGAGUCAAUCUGGGGGUUGCAACCUGGCAACUCUAGAAACACAAAAGAGGCAGAGGAAUGGGGACAACGGCUGAAUGUGUCUCUGGUGCUGCUUUGCAGGAUGAAGGAGAAUGAAGAACGCUCCCGAGCUCUGGAGGAGGAGCGGGAGUUCUACUCUUCCCAGUCGCAGGCCUUGCAGAAUUCGCUCUCAGAGCUGACCGCUGAGAAGCAGCAAACCGAGCGAGAUCUCAAGGUACUGAUAGCUGGGGAUUCAGUUCGAUCUGAUUCAGCUUGCAAUUAAAGGGGAGUCUACCUAAUUUGCCCUUUCCCAAACCAUACGAGAACUGGAACACAGCCAUCCUGUGAGCCAUUCAGAGAAAUUACACUUCCCUGAAUGUUGCAAUCCCAAGUAAUGUGACAAAAAUGCAUAUAUUGAGCCAAAGCAAAAUGCAUAUAUUAGUGAAAAUGACAUUAAAAAUGCAUUAUAUUUGGGAGAAUUGCUUUGCAAAUAUGCAUAUAUUGGACAAAAUUGUAUACAAACCUUUAUAUUGGCAGAAAUUUGUACUUAAAUGCUGAUAAAUGUUCAUGAGGACUUUUUAAAUAUAUAUAUAUCACCAGCUAAUGUGGAAAUGUGCAUAAUUGUACUUAAGAUUGGAAAAAUGAGAAACUGAGAGAAACUGAAAUUGACUGAUUCACCCAUCUCUACUGAUAGCAUAGAGUUGUACACCAAUUUGGCUUCUGCUUUAGGCUCAGCAAACAAUCUCUUUAUCCUUCGCUCUCUCUUGCCAACAGCUGAAGGUAUAUUCUUUGUUCAAAAAGUUAUAUGGCCUAUUCCUACACACAUAACACAUGAACUUCACAAUAAAAGCAAUAUAAAAGAAAGGUAUACAUUGGGAGCCAAGUAACCUACCCCAGGGCACCAAACGUUAUGAAGGACACUCCUCUUUCCUCAAAGGUCUCUCACAAUUGCGUUCCUCCCAGUACUUUCACACAGAAUGUUGACUGGCAUGGCCCAAAAAACAUCUUUUAAAUAGAUAAAUACAUAUCCUAGAUGAACAACCUAUAUACAGUGGUACCUCGGGUUACAUAUGCUUCAGGUUACAUAUGCUUAAGGUUACAGACUCCGCUAACUCAGAAAUAGUACCUCAGGUUAAGAACUUUGCUUCAGGAUGAGAACAGAAAUCGUGCUCCGGUGGCACAGCAACAGCAGGAGGCCCCAUUAGCUAAAGUGGUGCUUCAGGUUAAGAACAGUUUCAGGUUAAGAACGGACCUCCGGAACAAAUUAAGUACUUAACCCAAGGUACCACUGUAAUACAAUCCAUACCAUAAUUAAAUAAAUUAUGUCUGAAAUUAUGCAUACAAGUUCCCGGAUGUGCCUUAGAAGAAGACAAGGAAAGAGAGAGAGAGAGAGAGAGCAAAAGGAAGGAAGGAAGGAAGGAAGGAAGGAAGGAAGGAAGGAAGUCCUUGCUUACGUUUUGUCUUUUGGUGUUUUGUUUCUUUCCCUGGGUUAUUUUUAUUGGUUGGUUGAGGGCUGCCUGAUUUCCUUCCUGCUCAGGCAGAGGUGAAGGUUCGCAUGGACCUGGAGAAGCGUUUACAGGAGGCUGAGGAGGCCCUGCAGAGCCUGGAGCAAGGCCUGAACUGCAAGCACCGUAACAAAGAGAAGGAGGAAAAAAUGAAAGCCGACGUCAGCAAUCUGAAAAGUAAGCAAGCCAUAAUUUAUCUUGCCUUCCCCAACACGUCCGGUGCCAUCACCCCAAAAAUCCAGAUGAACACCUGAAAGCAGAAGCCUACUGUUAAUCCUAGUCAGCCAGAACUGAAUCUCCUCAAGGAGAUUUUCCAAAAUGCUACAUCCGCCUGAACUGAGGCUGCCUAAGGCACAUAUUAACUGGCUCCCUUGGGUGUCUCUUCCCUGCAGAAUUCUUUGAAGAGUGCAUCCGAAAUGCUGAAUUGGAAGCCAAGAUGCCUGUGAUCAUGAAGAACUCUGUGUACCUCCACAAGGCGGCCACUCGCAGGAUAAAAAGCUGCCGUUUCCAUCGCAGGAGAUCCAGCAACUCCUGGCUUGAUUGUAGGUGCUAUUCCCCAUAUUCUCCUAUGGCCUGUGGGAUUGCGUUGUGGGGUGCCAAGUGCAGGUUUUGCAGGAGCCCUGCCUUUUGCUAAGACCAGCUCUGACACCCCUUUCCCUUUCAUGCUCUGUGACGUACACAUCACGCUCUGGCUCUGAUGGGCCUGUGAGCCCCUGUGGCUGAGUGAGUUGACCUUUCUUCUUUGGCCUUUGCACUGAAUUAUGUGCAUACAAUGAGGUCUCAAGGCCACACUUCCUCUUGUCCCUUGCCUAGAAAGCAUCAGUCCAAGAGGUUUUCUGCUUGUCUUGGGCUUCCUAGGCAUGUGUCUGAGCAGUUUUUCGUGUGUCCCACUGCUUUUCCCAGGAAAACCCACUGCUUACAAAUGAAUUGGAACAAAUUUUCCAGUCUUCAGAAAAACCGAUUGAUGUUUGUUCUGAUUCAGCAGUAAACAGCAGGUUUACCCCGGGGGAAAGUGGCAGGACAAGCAGUUGUGUGGACGAGCCCUCAGUCAUUUCUGCUAAACACCACCUAGGUCAAACUUUAUCAUAAUAGCUUCCAGAUUCAACAACCCCAUUCCUCACCUGGUGUGGCUCUCUACCAGCACUAAGUGUUGUGUGCUGUUUUCAUUUUCAGUGCGGCAGUCCCAGUCGUUCAUGUAUUCGGAGGCCGAGAGCAUAGAAGACCUGAAGCAAGCGGCCAAGAGGCUGACUCAGGACCAGCACUUCCGGGAGACCAUCUAUCAGAUCAUGAUAUCACGCCAGAGCUCCUCCUCAGGCAACAAAAAGUGAACUUUUGCUCCUUCUCUUGGGAGGGAGAGACCGAACUCAGCUUGCCACCAUUCCACUCGGCCAAAAACCAAAUUGUUGCGACGAGGAGGCGGAAUUGAGAUGCCAGCUGGCAGUGCGCUCUUUCUGAGGGAAUGAUGGGCGGUGACUAGAACACUCUCCAUUGGUGGAGGUUGUGGUUUGCCGCCAUUCCUGAGGGGAGAGGAGCUGUUUUGCCAAGCAUGUUAUGACUUGUCUGCCAGCUGCCCCGUCCCAUCAGCUGAGACUCCCAGUUAGAUGUGCUUUGUCAAUACUCCAUAGUUUGCCUCAAAUCAAAACCACAGCUUACUCUUAAAGAAUGUUUGGCUAAACCUUUCAGACUAGGGGACUAGUUUGAUCUCCAGUUACACAAGAGGAGAGUCUUUUUGUCAUUGUGGUGAGAGGAAUGAUAUUCCUAUUCUGCUUCCUUGGGUUUCUGGUUGAAUAUGCAAGUAUGACCAAAACGCUCCUCAGCUUAUGUGCAGGCAGUUCCCCUAAGCAUAGGGUGGCUACUUAGGAGACAGUUAUCUGUAUUUAUUCUGCUUUGGCUGCAAAAACUACAUGUUUCUAGUAUACCAUUUUUGUGCUUCCCACUUCCUCAGAGUGACAGGACAUUUCAAGGGCAGCCCUCCACAGAGUUGGUUCUCUUGCAAGGCAAGAGGUCUGAGGACUUAACAGGCUUUUUAUGGGGUUUGUUUACAAAUUCACAAGCAGGGCAGGGUGGCGGCAGCAGAUAGACAUUGCUACACUUUUGAAGCUAUUUAAAACAAUAGGAUACCUUUGUAGCUUUCCCAAGGCUGCUUCUUGCUAGCCAGCGGCAAAAUUUACCUUGUCUUAUUUAUUGCCCAAAUUCAGGUGGCUCCCUCCCCUCCUGGCUUUCCUCAAUAAGCACACAGUAUUAGCAUCUGAACACACUUUGCUGUCGGUGAGGCCUGCACAUCCCAGC
Podarcis lilfordi (Lilford's wall lizard) is the source of this 25610-nucleotide messenger RNA. Lineage: Eukaryota; Metazoa; Chordata; Lepidosauria; Squamata; Lacertidae. The record is from the annotation of a GenBank genome assembly.